AUGUCUCGUCCAGAAUUAUCAGGCCACGCCUCUAUUUUCUACAAUGAAAGAGAGGCACGAAAAUAUAACUCGUCCUCGCGUAUGGUAAAUGUGCAAAGAGAGAUCACUCUUCGAGCAAUCGAGCUUUUGCUCUUGUCCCCAGAUAAGGCGUCAUACAUUUUAGACAUUGGAUGUGGUAGUGGGCUCAGUGGUCAGGUUUUGGAAGAAAAAGGGCACAUUUGGGUAGGAUGUGAUGUUUCAAGAGACAUGCUUCAGGUCGCUCAUGAGAGGAUUGAUGAUUCUUUCGAUGGGAACAACAAAAAUGUCGAAAACGACGAAGGCAGCGAUGAGGUUCACGACCCACCGCUAUCCACCGGAGACUUAUUACAUCAUGACAUGGGAACCGGACUGCCCUUUCGACCUGCCACGUUUGAUGCCUGCAUUUCUAUUUCCGCACUUCAGUGGUUAUGCUACAGCAACUCUGCUUCCCAGAAUCCGAAGCGCCGGCUUCUUCGUUUCUUCUCACAGCUGUAUGCUAUUCUGAAGAAGAGUGCUCGUGCCGUUUUGCAGUUUUACCCGGAGACCGCUGAGCAAGCUGUUCUCAUCAGUGAAUGUGCUACAGCGGUUGGGUUUGGUGGAGGAGUUGUUGUAGAUUAUCCGAACUCUACGAAAGCAAAGAAACAUUACCUCGUAUUGAGCUGUGAUCGAACUUCUAGUAAACAAGUUCAACAAUCUAUGCCAUCUGUUGAGGAGCAAACUCAUGUCAGCGUUUCCGCAGCGUCGAGGAAAGGGAUAGAUAAACCUAUUCGAAAGAAGAAAGGGAUCAAAACAAAAGAAUGGAUCAUCAAAAAGAAAGAAACACAGAGAAAGAGAGGAAAGAGUGUCCGACCUGAUACGAAGUAUACGGCCAGGCGUCGUCCCACAAAGUUCUAG
This is a messenger RNA of Cylindrotheca closterium, 912 nucleotides long. NCBI's taxonomy places the organism in Eukaryota, Bacillariophyta, Bacillariophyceae, Bacillariales, Bacillariaceae. The record is from the annotation of a GenBank genome assembly.